AUGGACGCGUACCAGCACCAGCGACGCUUCGCCGGCGCCGGCGAUGCACCGCCGCCGCCACCUCACCCCUCCCACCCGAGUGCCCACUGGUACCCGGCGCCCCCACCUCCGUACCCUCCUGCCCACCCCGGACACCCCUACCCUCCGCAGCACCACCACCAGUGGGGCCCGCCCCCCGACCUGCAGCACCAGAACCAUCCGCCGCCGCCGCAGCAGCAGCCCUACGUGUACCAACCGCCACCCCCGCCCAUGGCGAUGCAGCAGCAGCCGCCCCCGCCGCCUGGGAACCCCUGGCCCCCUCAUCACGGCGCCGGACAGCACCCGCCGCCUAGCUACCCUCCUCCGCCGCCUGGGCAGGCUUGGACCAAUCACUCAUGGGCUCAGAAUCAUGGAUACCAAGGUCAUGGCAAUGAGGAAGAUUGGGCUACAAAGGCUAAGGCAUGGGUUGCUGCUAAAUCUGUUACGGGAAACCACCAGAUUCAACAGCAUGCCAUAUCCACAAGUAGAACUGAAGGUCAUCAUAAUGGUUACCAUGAUCAGUAUCAGCAACCAGCUGGUCUGCAAACAGAAGUUACAGAACCUUUGCACCCACCAGUAGCUCAAUCAAGUAAUGAUCUUGUGCCGUUUCCAAUGACAGGUCAACAGAGAGAAACAAACCAUUUAUUAGAUAGAGGUCCAAUGGUGUCUCCAGCAAAGAACUUUGGUUCAUUUCCGUCCACCUAUGAGCAGGAGGUAUCUUAUAAUUAUUCUUCUGCUCCAGGUAAUGGGAAUAAUAUGCUUCAAUAUCCAAACUCUCAAGCACAGUCAUUUCCAACCACCUCGUCUGUUCAAGGUGGAUUCCCACAGGCUCCCCCUAGUAUGCCUGUUCUUCCCUUGGCAGAACAGCCUCCUUUUGGGCAUGAAAAACAGCCAGUUGAUCCAAGUGACCAACCUUUGGAAUUUAACAGUAGGAAAGCUCCUGAUUUAGCAGUACAUAUAAAUGUCAAUUCCAAUAUCCCAGCUGCUCCAACACUAGCAUCUAAUCAUGAUGUAGCUGCAGCAUCUACACAUUCAUGGGCUCCGUCUGCUACAGUAGGGUUCCUGCCUCGAGCUCCUGUGCCACCACAAACAGCACAGAUGAAUCCUUCUGUGCAUGUUGCACCACUUUUUGGAGCAGCAUCUAGUUCUAGUUAUGUCCCACCUGCAGCAUUUGGUGUUGGUAGUGUAACAGAAGUGUUCCCUACAGAUCCAAACACUCCUUUUAGUGUUGCAGAAAAAUCAAAGAAACGUCCAGUACCUAACUGGCUUCGGGAGGAACUUUUAAAGAAAAAAUCGGCACCACUGAGUGCUUCAGCGCAAUACUCAGAAAACUUAAAUUCCAUGGAAGCUAAUGAUGCAGAACAAACAAUAGGAAGACCUGACCAAAGUGACAGCAAAAGUAAAUCCACUGAAGACGAUGAAGAUGAUGAGGAUGAAAUUGAAGCAGCUCGAAUGGCAGCGAUCAACAAGGAAAUUAAGCGUGUGUUGACUGAAGUCCUUUUGAAGGUUACUGAUGAUCUUUUUGAUGAGAUCGCAACAAAAGUUCUUAAUGAAGAUGACUCUGCUGAAUCCAAUGAACCCACUGGUGUUUUCGGAUCAAAGGAGCCUGGUCUGGGAGGAUCAAGAACCAAGACCUCGGCUAAAGUUGUUCUCCUUCUAAGUCAACCAAUGGCACUGAUCAUAAAGAUAGUGCUGGAUGAUGAUGAUGGCGAUGACGACAAUGCUGACGCUGAUGUCAAGGAUAAGAUACCAAUAUCAAAUUUAUCUUCUAAAGCUAAUGCUGGUGCUGUAAAUACUGAAGGUGAUAAAAGCACUCUUGGAAAGAGAAAUGGGAAUCAUAAUGAACAGAAUUCUUCACUUGGAAGUGCUCCAUCAGGGGAAGAUCUUAAAUCUAAUAACCAAAACUUCCGAAGGAGUGCAAAUGCAGAUCCUGAACAAAAGCAUAUUCGUGAUACAGAGAAUGGAGAGUUUCGUUUCAAGGCCAAAACUCAUACUGAGCCAAAGGGUGCAGUUGACAGAAUGGAUGAGAAGGCACAUAGGUAUGCAGAGGUAGAUAUCCAAAACAGAAAAACCUCUUCUGGCAAUAAUGCUGAAAAGCACAAUGAUUUGGAAAGCAGUCACAGGCAUUUAGAAAAAAGCAGCAAAGAAGACUUUGUUAAUGAGGUGAAGACUGAUCAUACAAAAGAACUCGAAUAUUCUAGAGCAGAAAAAUAUAACAAUGAUGACAAAUACAGCAUGUAUGGAAAUAUUGACAAAAGGAGUAGCUUCAAGGAGGGAAAAGGUUCUGGUAGGGCUGCAAAGCAUGAAUCCGAUACAAGGGAGCCACAUUCCAGAGGUAACUCUAAGCAUGAUGGUGCAAAGGGAGAUCGGAAGGAUUUUCCAAUGGAUAGAGAGAGACACAGAGAUACUACUGAUAGAAGAGGGGAAAAGGAAAAUAUGAAAAGGACGACAUAUCCAGGCAGAUGA
This is a messenger RNA of Miscanthus lutarioriparius, 2484 nucleotides long. The record is from the annotation of a GenBank genome assembly. Lineage: Eukaryota; Viridiplantae; Streptophyta; Magnoliopsida; Poales; Poaceae.